UUCAUCCUCCCUCCCAGGCUGAACUGGAGAAACUAGUUCUCUCUGCCUCCCCGCCCCGCAGGCGUUCCCUCACUUUCCCGUCACACCCCACCUUGGCUGGAGGGUGGGCUCCCAGUCCCUGCCAGUCUUGGCCCUGCCCUCUUCUGCCUCCUCCCUGGCGUGGGGCUUUGUCUGGAGCUGGAGGAUAGGUCUCCAGGGUUGAGGGACCCAGGAGCUGGCAUCCACCCAUGCGGGUGACCGAACACAUCCACAGAUCGGGGUGCUGGUGCUCUGGGCUGGCCCCCGGGGGGACCGCGCUGGCUUGGGCAAGGCAGCCGUGAGCUCGUCGUGUCAUUGCCUGGCAACAAGAGGAUGAGCUUAGUCCAAAGGGAAAGAGGAGCUCUAUCUCGGCAAGUGGAACUCCACCUUCCCUCCCUUUCCCCCCUGUAGCUCUCUAUUGGCCAGGCCCAGUGAGGCCGGGGAAGAGGGGGCAGCCCUGCAGGAAGACGGUGGCCCCAGCCUGAAGCCCAGGCACUACGCGAAACAGACUGCAUCUCCCAGAAGCGCCCUGGGUUUGGGGCUCGAUCAGCCAAGGAAGCAACUGUCCCACGGGUUGCUGGGAGUCGUAGUCCUGGGGCCGCACUGCCCACUCGGGCUGCAGCGGGGCGUGAGAAGAUUGGAACUUGACUCCCUCGGGUGUUCCCAGGACUCCCAGUCACAAUCCGGGAUUCCACGGCCCUGUGAGGUCAUACAGGGGAGUCCUUGCCUAGCACCUCGGUCGCCCACCAAAUCAAUGUCCAAUAGAACGGGUAGGGGCAGCGGGGCGUCUGGGGUCCGUGGAGAAGGCAACUGUUCACGUGGGAGUCUCCUGACCUGGCUCACACUCCCAGAGCCCAAUAAGGGCUUAGAUAUCGUCCACAGGAGCUCAGAGAGGAGAAGGGGACCGUUCUAGGAUCCCCACCCCACCCGCUUUCCUGUUUGCUGUGGGACUACAGCUCCCAGCAGUGCGUAGGGAGCGCUGGCCUCACAGAACGACCAUGUCCCCGAGGCGUGGUGACUUAUGGGCAAUGUAGUUAAGGCGGCGCAUCUGCAAGGGAUACGCCCAGAGGAGCCUUGUGGUGGAUUCCCUAACCUGCAUGGGCAGUCUUCUACGCUCCGCGUUGCCCCUGGGGUUCGUGGUCUUGGCCCUAGCAUUGAGCCAGCGCCGAGCGUGGGGAUGCUUGCUCUGCGACCCCGCAGUGGUGGCGGGACUACGAGAUCUGGAGCAGAACUACCUGCCCAGCCACAUGGACUUGGACCCCCAAGCUCUGCAGACUUUAGUGAACCGGCUGGAGGAGACUAUGCAACAGUUUAGCGAUCUUCCGGUUGAGGAGAACGCCUACCAGGGCGUCAUAGAUGAGCCCACGCUGAGCAAAGCGUCCUGGGCCUUCCUGAAAGAGCUAAGGCGAAUCAGAGACAGCAGCCUCAGAGACGAUUUCCUCUUGAAGGAGCUCACCUGGACAUUGCAUAUGCAGAAGGAGCAGUUCAUUCGCCUGGCUGUGAAGUUCCAGAGGGAAAGUCUUUGUCCCAACAAAUGCGGCUUCAUGUUGCAGACCCUCAUCUGGUGCCAUGGGUGUGAGAAACAGGUGCACUCGUGUCAAAAGUCUUACGAUUGCGGGGCACAAAGCGUGCGGGUGACGGAGAACGAUGACUUGGUCUUGGACUGUGAACUGAGUUGGCAUAAAGCAGCCGAAGGUCUGACGGACUACAGAUUCUACAGGGUGCUCCCGGGUCCUAUGUCGUGCCUGGCCCUCGGUGUAAACUCUAGAUCCCUCGGCCUCCCUACGCCCCUGUGGAUCCCAGCCGGGCUCUGGAGCUGCCCUGACCCUUGCAUGUUAAUCCCCCGGGGCUGGGGCCAGGUCUGGCCAAAUGGCUCAGAAAUCCUGGUAAGUCAGAGCCAAGAGUCCACCCUGACCAAGCCCAUGGUGUCCUUGGAAGACUCGGGUGUCUAUCGUUGCAUCUUGGGUACGAUUCGCGAGCACAGCCCAGCCACAGUCAUCACGUACCACGUAAAAGUUGACCAGGAAGAAGAACAGUCCAUUGUGACUUGGACUUCAUUUCCGUUCGAGGCUGAGGCCGGCUUGGAGGCUGAGCUCGGCCCGCAGUUUGAGCUCGACCCGUGCACCGACCACGGAGAAGUCUUCGCGGACUCAGGCCAAAACGCCGCCAGAAUCCUCAACAUCACCCUGAUCUGGCUAGUCGCUGGUGCAGCGGCUGCAGUGCUGGGGAGUCUGGCGCUGACGUGAGCACUGGGCGCUGCCAGACCCGCCUCUAUUGCGCCCGCAGGGCGGGCCUAGACCUGGGCCGGGCGAGUAAGUAAGGCCAAGGGAAUGCCAGCAGCCAAUGUUCCUGGAAGGAUUCUUCGGCCCCGGGAUGCGCAGAUCCAGGGCACCCUUACCCUUCAGUCAAUAAAAACGUCUCCUCCUC
Messenger RNA from Phascolarctos cinereus (koala), 2445 nucleotides. Lineage: Eukaryota; Metazoa; Chordata; Mammalia; Diprotodontia; Phascolarctidae. The record is from RefSeq and is a predicted model, not a curated record.